AUGCACCGUAUUCGGACCGAUUUGGCAUUGGAGAGUGUUGAAGAAGCUCUGCUAAGGCUAGAGGAGUUGCUUCAAGAGCUGCAUCUAUCAAACUCUAGUUCUGGGAAGGAGCAUUUGAAAGCGGCUUGUUCUGACCUUGAGAGUAUAAGGAAACUUAAGAAAGAGGCUGAAUUUCUAGAGGCAUCUUUCAGGGCAAAGGCAGCUUCUCUUCAGCGGGAAUCCGAUGAUGAUAAUCAUUCCCCAUCUUCUAUUGGCAAGCAGCGACAAUAUUCUGGACCCAAGGACAGAAAGAGUGCUAGCAUGAAGAUGGAUGGGAGAAGCAGAGUUGGGAGUAAUCCUCGUGGGUUAUGGAACUUCUUAGUGCGCCAUCCAGGUGGGAAGUCCGAACCUGGGAUAUCAACAGCCGAUGGAAGUGGUGAUGAUCCCUUUGAAGAGGCCACAGUUGGUAUGGGUGUAGCAGGCUCAGAAUCGAAUGAAAUUCAACGUUUUGAACUUUUAAGGACGGAACUAAUUGAACUUGAAAAACGAGUUCAAAAAAGUACUGAUCAUUCUGAAAAUGAGGAGGAGGAAAUUCAAAUGACAGGUGAAACUGCCAGUUACAAUAAUGAAGUAGAAAGCAUUAAAUUGGUUCAGGUUCAGAAGAAAGAAAAUAUCAUUGAAAAAUCUUUGGAUAAGCUUAAGGGAACCACCACGGAGGAAAUUCAAAUGACAGGUGAAACUGCCAGUUACAAUAAUGAAGUAGAAAGCAUUAAAUUGGUUCAGGUUCAGAAGAAAGAAAAUAUCAUUGAAAAAUCUUUGGAUAAGCUUAAGGGAACCACCACGGAGGAAAUUCAAAUGACAGGUGAAACUGCCAGUUACAAUAAUGAAGUAGAAAGCAUUAAAUUGGUUCAGGUUCAGAAGAAAGAAAAUAUCAUUGAAAAAUCUUUGGAUAAGCUUAAGGGAACCACCACGGUAUGGAUGUCUUAUCCUUUCAAAGGAUCACUUGAGUUGAUUUUGUAGCUUGGUUUUUUGCACAAUUAUUAUAAUCAUGAGUGACCUAUUUUCUGGUAUAUAUUGCUCAUCUACUGAGAUGAUAUCCUCCUUUGCUUUAUGCAAACAAUCUGAUUUAUGGACUUCAUUUUGCCAUCUAAUGAAAUAAGAUAAAUAACACCAUAUGAUGAACUCAUUUAUCAGAAAAUGGUGUCAAAAUCUAAACCUAAUGGGGGAUUGGCAAUUGA
Messenger RNA from Ilex paraguariensis (yerba mate), 1217 nucleotides. NCBI's taxonomy places the organism in Eukaryota, Viridiplantae, Streptophyta, Magnoliopsida, Aquifoliales, Aquifoliaceae. The record is from the annotation of a GenBank genome assembly.